AUUGGAGGAAACCCCGUCGAUCGGUUAGAGCUUUGAGCCCUUUGGAGGAGAGCGGACUCUCCCAGCGGCAGUCAGUGUGUGUGUGAGAGAUCGCGAGACGCGCACUCCCCCCCUGUAUCGGGCAACCGUCAGUCUCGCUCCGUACUCCUGCUCCGACACAGAAGAUUCAAUCAUGGAUAAACUCGAGCUGGUGCAGAAGGCUAAACUGUCAGAGCAAGCAGAGAGAUACGAUGAUAUGGCAGCUUGCAUGAAGAGAGUGACGGAGGAAGGCGGUGAACUGUCCAACGAGGAAAGAAACCUUCUCUCAGUGGCCUACAAAAAUGUAGUAGGUGCACGCCGGUCGUCCUGGAGGGUUGUCUCUAGUAUUGAGCAAAAGACAGAAGGAAGUGACAAAAAACAGCAAAUGGCCCGAGAAUACAGGGAAAAGAUUGAGAAAGAGCUUAAAGACAUCUGUACCGAUGUUCUGAGUCUCCUGGACAAUUACCUAAUCCCCAAAGCCUCGCAAGCGGAGAGUAAAGUCUUCUAUUUGAAAAUGAAAGGAGACUACUAUCGUUACCUGGCUGAAGUUGCUUCUGAAGAAAAGCAAUCGAUUGUGGAACAGUCUCAGCAAGCAUAUCAAGAUGCUUUUGAUAUCAGCAAAUUGGAAAUGCAACCAACGCAUCCCAUCCGGCUUGGUCUGGCUUUGAACUUCUCUGUUUUCUACUAUGAGAUCCUCAACUGCCCGGACAGAGCAUGUUCUCUCGCAAAGACUGCUUUUGAUGAAGCUAUUGCUGAACUUGACACUUUGAGUGAAGAAUCCUACAAAGACAGCACUUUAAUAAUGCAGUUACUGAGGGACAACUUAACAUUGUGGACGUCAGACACUCAAGGUGACGACGCUGAGCAAGGAGAAGGAGGAGAGAAUUAAUCCACUUCAAUUUUGUCUGCCUCAUUCUAUAAAUCUACACAAUAGACCAUUCGUCAUCUAUACUGUCCCACAAAUAGAUUUUUUUUUUUUAAUAACCAUUAUGGAAGGUUUGUUACUUCUAUCUGGAUUUCUAUAUUUCCCAUGUGGUUUUGUGUUUAAUAAUGAAAAUAGGGCCAGUUAAAAUAUUAGGGUGUUAAAUGUUUUGGGGGGUUUUUUCUCAUCCAAAGUGGCCAAUCCAGGGAUGUGGAAUUUUUAUACAUGUUUUAAAUGUCUGGCAUAGUACUCCUGGUAUGUUGUGGGUUAUCACAAGGCUAGAGCUAAUACUACAAACCCCCCCAUUUCUAUGUAACAUGGCCUCCUUGUAUAUUGAUCAUUGUAUUGUACAAUAUUUGAUAUUUAGAGAUGGCCACAGAUUUUGAAAUUUCCUAAGCACAUUAUUGGAGGGGGGACAUGCCAUAUGUUAUACCAACACAUCUGUAUGCUCCUUUAAUCCUAUGCCUGUGUUUUCACCAAAUGUUAUCUAGGGCAAACUAAAAUCCAGCCAAAAUCCUUGGGAGAGAAGCGGUUCAUGUUCCUUUUUUUCCUAUUUGGUUUUGGAUAUGUUGCUGAUAUCAGUUUUAUCUGUAUUUAAACAACCUAAGAUCAAGUACUUGAUGCAUUAAGGACGUUUAUGCUUGGUAUUCAUAAUUUCACUAUAUAUAUAUAUAUAUAUAUAUAUCAAGCACAGCAGAACAUUUAACUUUUAAGUUGUAUUUUUGUUUUUGAUACUGGCCUAACAUGCAUGUGGCUGUACAAAUAAAUAAAUAAUAAUGAUAAAAAAGUUACCAGGGGGAUAACUUGAUGACGGCUAGCUUUGUCUAAUGUCUUAUAAAAUUUUCAUGAACAAUUCAAGCAUAAUUGUUGAAGAACAUGUGUAAGUUGAUGUAAGUGGAAUAAAAGUUUUAUGAAUGGACUUUUCAA
Messenger RNA from Spea bombifrons (plains spadefoot toad), 1867 nucleotides. RefSeq names its product tyrosine 3-monooxygenase/tryptophan 5-monooxygenase activation protein zeta (gene YWHAZ). Gene Ontology annotation, biological process: signal transduction. Bases 173 to 907 code for a protein of 244 amino acids. The transcript is spliced from 6 exons. The record is from RefSeq and is a predicted model, not a curated record. Gene Ontology annotation, cellular component: cytoplasm. NCBI's taxonomy places the organism in Eukaryota, Metazoa, Chordata, Amphibia, Anura, Pelobatidae.